Molecule: messenger RNA, 2082 nt
Organism: Naegleria lovaniensis
Lineage: Eukaryota; Heterolobosea; Eutetramitea; Acrasida; Naegleriidae
Exons: 2
Coding region: 1-2082 (693 amino acids)
Biological process (GO): MAPK cascade; protein phosphorylation
Molecular function (GO): ATP binding; MAP kinase kinase activity
Source: RefSeq, a predicted model, not a curated record
AUGCCAUCCAAGAAUUAUACCACCUGUGAUGAAAGCCAAUUACUAUCGGAUAUUCGAGAAAAAGGUGUAAAGGUGUUGGAAAAUGUUUCCGAGAGUAUGAGGAGUGAUAAAACUUUCAUGAUGGAAGCAGUAAAACAACGAGGCGAUGCUUUGAAAUAUGCUUCUGACAGUUUGAAAAACGAUAAAGAUCUAGUUUUAGAAGCGGCCAAACAAAACAGUUGGGCUCUUUAUUACGCUUCGGAUGAUUUGAAAAAAGACAAGUUGUUUAUUCUGGAAGCAGUGAAACACAACGGUUAUACUCUUAAUUAUGCUUUUGAAAGUUUGAAAAGAGAUAAGGAGGUCGUUCUUGAAGCCAUUCAUCAAGAUGGAAGGUCGUUACGAUAUGCCUCUGAUGAUUUGAAAAAAGACAAACCAUUUAUCCUCCAAGUUGUUAAACAAAAUGGUCGAUGUCUUGCUUUUGUUUCUGAGAAUUUGAAAAAAGAUAAAGAGAUUGUGCUUGAAGCUGUCAAACAACGAGUUAUGGAACUGGCAUCUGUCAUGAAGGAUCCAAAAACAAUUUUGGAAAAACUGAAUAGCCAAUAUGACUUGCUGAACUCUGUUGCCUCAGAUUUGAGACACGACAAUAGUUUUAUGAAUGAAGUUGAUAGAAUUAUUGAGAGCUCUGUUCAAAUCUGUUCUCAAGAUCUUAACAAAGAAAAUCAAAACACAUUGUUAAAUCGAAUUCCGUUCAUGGCAGAACAGACAAACACAAAAGAGCAGACAGCAUUCCACCCUAUGAUACCGUCCUUCCAACCACCCAUUAUUCCACAAAGAGUUGUUGUUAAACUCGAAGAUCAGCAACUUGGAACAAAACUUGCAAGAGUGACUGUUGACAGCAAUUUUUUAUUCAAAUCUCUGGUUGAACAAGUGAAACUUGUAUUAUCCGAAUUACAAAAUCUAGACUUGGUUUUAACGUAUUGGGAUCCAACAUUCGGAGAUAUGUUUAUAUACAACGAUCAAGACGUGAAGGAUUUUAUGAAACUGUUUCAAGAUACAUCUAUGGAAAACAGUAGAAAAUUUAUCAGAAUUCAAAAACCUUCGCAUGAGUUUGUGCGUCAGGAAAAGAAACACUCGCACAAUGACAACAACACUUCAUCACAAAUUGGCUGGGAUACAGGAUUUCCUGACCCGAGCUUUGCAAUUCACUCCGAGAAAUCCACUCAAGAAAACGCUUCAAAGCACUCUGUAAAAUCUUCUCCAGCUUUGGACGAUAUUUCAACACUUGAGAGCUAUUUGAAUUCCAGAUAUGACCAGAUUUCGUUUAUCGACAGCGGUGGUUUUGGAAGUGUGUUCCGUGUUGUAGAUGUGAAGUCAAAAAUACCUAAAGCAUUGAAACUUCUCAAAGUUGAAAAUCCUUCUAAUUUGAACGACGCCUUAAAGGAAGUGCUGACCAUGGCAAAGCUAUCUCAUGUAAAUAUUGUUCGAAUUUAUGAUGCCUUCCUUCCUAAUGUUACUUCACACGUUUGCAUUGAAAUGGAGUUGAUGAAAGGAAGCUUAAAGUCACUCUUUUUAGAUAAGUCUAUUCGAUUACCGGAAAGCAUGUUGAGACAAAUAACAAAGCAAGUGUGUGCAGCACUAAAUUGGAUGUUCACUCAACAUGGAAUGCUGCAUCGUGACAUUAAACCUGGAAAUGUUUUAGUGAGAGAUUUUGACUUGAACGAAGAGACGAUACAAGUAGUAUUGGGUGAUUUUGGUCUAGCUAAACCUAUCGACUUGAUUUCUUCGAACAGCUCCCAAGUAGGAACUCUUUCGUUCAUGGCUCCAGAAUUGAUGAACAGAAAUUUGCAACAUUUUGAACACAAAUUCUCUGUUGGAAGUGAUAUGUUUGCAUUGGGAGUAACAAUUUUUCAGUUAAUGACCAUGAACACGAGCGUUGUAUUGUGCCAAUAUUUUGAAAUGGGAGGAGAUGAUAUUGAGAAAUUUAUUUCCACAAAAAUACCGUCUAAUUUAUACUCUCGAGAAUUUAUUGAACUUGUUGCCAAAAUGUUGAAAUUGAAUCCCUCUGAAAGAAUUUUUCCUAUACAAGUGGUUGAAGAAUUGUAA